Messenger RNA from Aspergillus sclerotioniger CBS 115572, 810 nucleotides. Its product is annotated as nucleotide diphosphatase. The annotation marks the transcript as partial. Lineage: Eukaryota; Fungi; Ascomycota; Eurotiomycetes; Eurotiales; Aspergillaceae. The transcript has a single exon. The record is from RefSeq and is a predicted model, not a curated record. Gene Ontology annotation, molecular function: nucleoside triphosphate diphosphatase activity.
AGCAAACAAUCCCUCCUCUCCCAAACUGACCCCACCACCACCGACCCACCCCCAGCCUACUCCCCCUCCACCAACCCAACAACCACAACCACAACCAACAAACGCGCAUCUCUCCUCCCCCGCCCACCCCCUCUCACCCUCCCAAUCCUCACGCACCUCCGCACCAAACGCUUCAUCCUAGCCUCCACCUCCCCCCGCCGGCGACAAAUCCUCUCCCUCCUCUCCCUCCCAAACAUGGAAAUAAUCCCACCCAACACCGCCGAAGACCUCCCCAAAACCCUCUCUCCCUACGAAUACGUCCUGCAAACCGCCACCCAAAAAGCACAAGCCGUGUACGCCCAGGAAAUCGACUCUCCGAAGGGCGAACCAGCGGUGAUUCUGGCCGCGGACACAGUCAUCGUGGACACCUCCUCGGGGUCGAUAUUGGAGAAGCCUCGCAGCGAAGCACAUCAUAUUUCCAUGUUGAAGGGACUGAGGGAUGCGGGCGAACAUAAAGUCUAUACUGCUGUUGUGGGGAUGGCGCCGUUGGAGAGUGCGAGGGUGCCGGGGUAUGCGUUGGAGAGUUGGAUUGAGGAGACGAGGGUGUGGUUUGAUCGCGGGGUGAGUGAUGAGGUUAUUUUGGCGUAUGUGAGGACUAGGGAGGGGGUGGAUAAGGCCGGGGGGUAUGGGAUUCAGGGGUUGGGGAGUGUGUUGGUGGAUAGGAUUGAGGGGAGUUAUGAUAAUGUGGUGGGGUUGCCGUUGAGGAAGACGUUGGAGGUUAUUCAGAAGGUGGUGGCGAGGGCGGAUGAUGAGGAUUUGUUGGAUGGGGAG